CCCCCCUAGGCGGUGGCGGGGCCAGUGGGCGGGGGCCGGGCGGAGCGGGGCGCACGGCUCGGCACGGCUCGGCACGGCACGGCUCGGCUCCGCUCUCCCGCCAUGGCAUCCAAGUGCCCCAAGUGCGACAAGACCGUGUACUUCGCGGAGAAGGUGUCCUCCCUGGGCAAGGACUGGCACAAGUUCUGCCUGAAGUGUGAGCGCUGCAACAAGACCCUGACCCCGGGCGGGCAUGCCGAGCACGAUGGGAAGCCCUUCUGCCACAAGCCCUGCUAUGCCACGCUGUUUGGCCCCAAAGGGGUGAACAUCGGCGGCGCCGGGUCCUACAUCUACGAGAAGCCGCAGAUCGAGGGGCAGACCGCUCCGGGGCCCAUCGAGCACCCGGUGAAGGUGGAGGAGAGGAAGGUGAACGCCGCACCUCCCAAGGGACCCAGCAAAGCCUCCAGUGUCACCACCUUCACUGGGGAGCCCAACAUGUGCCCGCGCUGCGGCAAGAGAGUCUACUUUGCCGAGAAGGUGACUUCGCUGGGGAAGGACUGGCACCGUCCCUGCCUACGCUGCGAGCGCUGCAGCAAGACGCUGACCCCGGGGGGCCAUGCCGAGCACGAUGGACAGCCGUACUGCCACAAGCCCUGCUACGGGAUCCUCUUCGGGCCAAAGGGCGUCAACACCGGAGCUGUGGGAAGCUACAUUUACGACAAAGACCCUGAGGCGAAGAAUCAGCCCUAGACCGUGUCCCCCAGCCCGCCCGCCUGCUCUGUGCCCCCGUACUAACGUCCUGCUCGCAGCCAGAGCCGGAGCAGAGCCUCGCCAGGCUGGCCACGGAGCUGUGCUCUCCCUGCUGUCUCUACUCUGGGCAUCCCUGCCCUCCGGGUUAUAUAUCAUAGUCUCUAAUAUAAGCUUCAGUGUUUAAAGGCAAAGGUAGAAGGUGUCUCUGGUCGUUCCCAAUGCGCUCUGCCCUCCCCAGCCCUCCUGCUUGCCCCCGUCCCGAGCACGGGAGGCAGCAGGGCAGGUGCGGGGGUGUCACUUUGUGCAGGGGACAGCGGGUGGCACCCGAGGGGCUGAGAGCAGGGGGAAGGCGUCCCGCCGUGGGGGUGCUCCCCGCUGCCCCCCGCACCGAGGGCGAUGGAGUUGGGCAGGCGUCCCGUGGCGCCUGGGGACAGGGGCUGGUGGCCAGAGCGCCCGGUCCGGUUCCUAGUCAGCCACUGGGGAUGUGGGGGUCCCCUGAGGGCUCUGGCACUGCUGUGGUUUAACCGGCAGGCAGCUAAAACAACCGCGCAGCCCUUUGCUCACUCCCUGCCGCUGGUGGGGUAGGGGAGAGAAUUGGAAAAAAAUAAAGGUAAAACUUGUGGCUUGAGAUAAAGACAGUUUAAUAGGACAGAAAAGGAAGAGAGUAAUAAUAAUGAUAACAUAAAAAGCAAGUGAUGCACAGCACAAAUGCUCACCCCCGCUAACCAACACCCAGCUAGUUCCUGAGCUGUGGGUGCAGCCCCAGCCAGCUUACUCCAAGUUAUAUAUGGAGUAUGAUGCCAUAUGGUAUGGAAUAUCCCUUUGGUCAGUUUGGGUCAGCUGUCCUGGCCGUGUCCCCUCCCAGCUUCUUGUGCACCCCCAAUCUCCUCCCUGGGGAGAAGCCGAAAAGUCCUUGACUUGGUGUAAACAUUGCCUAGCAACAACCAAAAUAUCAGUGUGUUAUCAAGAUUAUUCUCAUCCUAAACCCAAAACACAGCACUAUACCAGCUGCUAGGAACAAAAAUUAACUCUAUCCCAGCCGAAACCAGGACAGGCCCAUCUGGCAGCACUGCCCUUCUCCUGGCCCUUCCCGGGCUCCGUGCCCCGGCUCUCGCUCUCCGCCAUGCGCGUAGCCAACCCCAGCCGCCGUUGUGGUUGCAGGGGCUGGCACCUCCCCGCAUCCCCAUCCUUGCACCCCCAGGGCAUCCCUGUACGUGCACCUGGGCACAUGCCUGACCUGCUCUGCCGGCUGGUUUGGGUUGGUGCCCCCUCUCCCGCCUGGCUCCCCAUGAUGGCAGAGCCCGUGCUGGGGGGGGGGGCACCCGGCAGCUGCUGCCCUGGGGGAGUGGGCUGCUCCCCACGUUGGGAGGGCAGAGUGCAUUGGGCUGGCAGCUCGGUGGCGGGGGAUGCCCGCCGGCUUCCCAGAGCCAGAGGUUUGUUAUUGUUGUUGUUUAUUUAUAAGCAGUUGUAAAUGUGCCCCUCGCUUUGGAGAAUGACACGUGUCCCCCAGCCUCACCCAUUCCCCCCCACACACACCCAGCCCUGCGGCUGCCCAGGAGGCUGCAGAGGGGGUCAAUGCAGGGGACCCACCGGGGCAGCGAGCCCUGGGGUGCCAGCACCCCGCUCUCUCCAGGCUCCCUGCACUGCCACGGGGCUGACUUUUGUUAUUUGCUGACAAUAAAGGUUUUGAGAGA
Molecule: messenger RNA, 2423 nt
Organism: Grus americana (Whooping crane)
Lineage: Eukaryota; Metazoa; Chordata; Aves; Gruiformes; Gruidae
Gene: CRIP2
Product: cysteine rich protein 2
Exons: 8
Coding region: 103-729 (208 amino acids)
Source: RefSeq, a predicted model, not a curated record